GGGAACUGGAAACCGCGUUCCAUGGGGGAAACCAAGAAAUUCUCUACAGCUCCACAGCUCAUGCUCUCAGCGCCAUCCAUCUGGCGAGGUUAACGCAACGAUGAGCAAGGAGAAUCAGACAUUCGUUUAUAUUGAUGGCAAGAGGUAUAAUUGUUCACAAGACGAGGCAGUUGACCUAGAUGUGGCCGGCAUUGGUGUCAUGGUUUCCUUCUGGGCUUCUGCAGCGAUUACAUUCAUAUGCAUUAUUGUUGGCUACCUUAGAGGCACUCUUCCUGGUGUUCCGCAGAAUGAGGCAGACAGCCUGAUUAAGGGUCUGAUACGACAACCCUGGACCUGUCGCGAAACACUCUUCAGCUCCAGACCAAUCUCAAAAGCGCACGAUAAAAUACCCAGAGCAGAAAGCGGCUCACGGAUUGAAGAAGCAUUCGAGAGCUUCCUGCUCUCGUUCAGCGAUCAGCAGCUUGUCACCGGUCUAGCCAUGUUGGUGUCUAUGUUCAGCAAGGGAGAUAUCACUAUAUACUCGUUCCAGCUUGCUACAGCUGUUGCAUGGUUUUCAUCGACGAUACACCUUGCCACGCUGGUCGUCUUGAGGAGGUUUCUUCGCCGGAACAAAUGGUCACGGAUUCUCCGAGUUUCGAUAAUGCUCGUUGUCGUGGUUUUGCUUCUGGCCGCGAAUUCCAUAAGUGUGACAACCGAUCUUUCACAUUCGCGAAAUCGACCUUCCGAUGCAAUUUUCUGCGCUUACAGGAAGACAAAAUAUAAGGGAGUCGACUUGUUCAGCAUCAUCUGGUUGGUCUAUGCCUUCACGACGAGAGUCAUCCAAGUUUCUGUUCCUGAGCCGUCGGACACCUCUCGCCAGCGCAUCUUUGAUCGCUUCAGAAACCGACUUGGCAACAUGCCUACAAUUCGGGACCGUGUCUCUAGCAGGAUUGCCGCUUUGCGCCAACAAGAGCACCCCUCAGUAUCGACAAAGUUUCACUUGGCUUUUAGCGCCAUAUACUUCGCGCACAUAGAGUUGUCGUCUAGUUUUGCGUGGCAGGUUAUCUGGCUAACUUUCAGUUUCGGCUAUGGGGUCCGAAUCUCUACGGACAGCUGGAGUUUCUGCUACUCCAUGGCUGAGUACUGGCAGGACCCGAGCUCAGAUCCAGCAAGGUGUCUGACGCCGGCAUUGCAGAUGGGGUUCGGACAGAUUGUCCCCCUUGUUCUACUGGCUUUACCCGUGCUGUCUUUCGUUGGGGCAUUCUUCGGCGAAACUACAACCACCCCGGAGACUGCAAACGCGACUACAAACGCAACUAGUCCGAUAGUGGAGGGAGGAAAUCCUGAUCCAGGGAAUCACACAGAGGCGGAAAGCUCAAACUUUGUUGAUCCUGAAACCUCGGCCUUCAAUACUAUUGCGCAGCAAGCUCCGACGAACAGUGGUGAAAGGUUUGGUAUAGCAGAGCCAACUGAAUCACUUGAUGACAGGGGGAAUCUGCCAAAUCCUGAUCCUUACGAAUUACUUAUGGUCAGAGGGUUUGUCAUCUUCCUCUGCUCCAUAUAUUUCGCCUUCGUUGUAUUGUUGGUGGUAAGCGGCUUGAAUCUGGCUACACUUUCGAUUUUUGCUAUGGAUAUUCUCUAUCUUCUUGACGAAGCGCGUGCUUUUGCUGUUGCGUUGCACAUUGUGCCUUUUGUGCUUAUGCGCCAGGCUAGGGGGCGUCAAAGGGAGGAGUCAGUUUAAGGUGAUGAGCAUAAUCAGAGGAAUCACCUACUAGGAUUCGAGGCAUUGGUCCUCUCAUCCACCAAAGUUGUAACUGCCUCGCAGAGCCAUAUGUUCUGUCUUUGAAAGCUUGCUUCUAGCAUCCCGAGAUCCAG
Molecule: messenger RNA, 1854 nt
Organism: Phialemonium atrogriseum
Lineage: Eukaryota; Fungi; Ascomycota; Sordariomycetes; Cephalothecales; Cephalothecaceae
Exons: 4
Coding region: 101-1720 (539 amino acids)
Source: RefSeq, a predicted model, not a curated record